AAGAGGGAUGGUUAAACAACCUGGCAACUCAAUGCUAGAGGGCUAUUCAUUCACCAUAACAAACUGUACGUGCCUGCGUGUCAAGCAUUUUGCUAAUUUUCAUAAAAAAUGGUAAGAAUUUCGCAUUAGAAUAUUAUUUCGACUGAACUGCUUGAACUUAGUAAACUAAUGGCGCUGUUUUGGAGAGGAGCACACACAUUUGUAAUCAGUAAAUCUAUGAAGGGGAUCCUGCUAUACAGCACGUCUGUGAAGUCAGGCAAGCAGCGCGUGAAUGGUGUGGAUCUCUUCUACCAGCAGACUGGUAGAGGAGGGCAUGCAGUCCUCCUUCUCCCUGGAGCUUUGGGGAGUGCGCAGACCGAUUUCGGGCCCCAGUUCAAGUCGCUAGAUAAGGAACGUUUCACAGUGGUUGGCUGGGACCCCCGUGGUUACGGAAACUCCCGUCCCCCUCAGCGAGACUUUCCUCUCGACUUCUUCGAGAGAGACGCUAAGGAUGCCGUGGACUUGAUGCAGGGGCUGAAGUUCCCCAGGUUCUCUCUGCUGGGCUGGAGCGAUGGAGGGAUCACUGCCCUGAUAGCGGCCGCUCAGAACCCCUCGUUGGUCAGUAAGCUGGUGGUGUGGGGAUCCAACGCAUUUGUGUCCGAGCGGGACGUGAGCAUCUACAGUGCAAUCCGUGACAUUUCCCGGUGGAGUGAGAGAAUGAGGAAGCCCAUGGAGGAGAUGUAUGGGGCGAAGCUCUUUAAGGCGACCUGGGAGGCCUGGGUGGAUGGGAUUGGUCAGUUUGCCCAGAGACCAGAAGGGACUAUUUGUAUGGACCUGCUGCCCAAAGUUAGCUGCCCAACCCUCAUCAUCCAUGGGGAGAAGGAUCCCAUGGUCCCUAGCUUCCAUCCACACUACCUCCUCCAACACAUCAAGGGCUCGCGGUUACACUUGAUGCCGGAGGGGAAACAUAAUUUGCACCUAAGAUAUGCUGCCGAAUUUAACAAGCUGGUGGAGGAGUUUCUUAAUGAAUGACUGCUUCGUGCGGAGUGGAAAACGGAGAGCAUCAUUUGGAGCUUGUUCCAAUAAUCACCUUGUCAGAAAUAAUAAAGGCUUUUUGAUUUACAUUUCAA
Molecule: messenger RNA, 1109 nt
Organism: Osmerus eperlanus (European smelt)
Lineage: Eukaryota; Metazoa; Chordata; Actinopteri; Osmeriformes; Osmeridae
Gene: bphl
Product: biphenyl hydrolase like
Exons: 7
Coding region: 169-1011 (280 amino acids)
Molecular function (GO): serine hydrolase activity
Source: RefSeq, a predicted model, not a curated record